Messenger RNA from Phasianus colchicus (ring-necked pheasant), 1958 nucleotides. The record is from RefSeq and is a predicted model, not a curated record. Lineage: Eukaryota; Metazoa; Chordata; Aves; Galliformes; Phasianidae.
CCGAUCGGGUGCGGGCUCUGCCCUGCGGGACUGCAGCCCUGGGCAGCGGGAACGGGAAGGGAGCAGGCGGGGCCGGGGGGAACUCUUCUUAAAUGUCAUACUUUAAUGAGGAUGGAAAAUGUGAUUUUUCUGUACGUUCCAGAUAAAAUUCCUUGGGGUGGUGACCUUUAGCAGCGAUUCUCUUAAGAGAGGAAAGUAGUCCAGUGUUUAUCUGCACGCCCGAGAGCUUUCCCUAGUGGAAGUUUAUGGAAGUGUUAAAGGGGGCGGAGGCGCUUGUCCAAUGAUCUGGAGGGGCUUGGAGCGGAGACCUCAGCUGGGAGACAUUUAAAUGGGAGACAGCUCGGCGCUGCUGCAAUUUGUAGGCAGGAUCCCAGCCUCGCCCUCUAUGGACUGCCGGGUGGCUGCGGGCUCCCACGCCUCCCGUUCUGCCGAGUGACCCGCAGCAUUCAGUCCCGCUGCGCCCCGCCGAGGAGCCGCCGCCAAGCCGGGCUCCCGAGGAGCCGCCGACGCCGCGCAGGCGCGGGGAUUGCAAAAGCUUCCCAUCUCCGCCUACAGCAUCACUCCCAACAAAUUGGAUGCGGCGCCCACCCGACUCACGGCGAAAUCCCGGCCCGGCCUCUGCGCGGAGCGGGUCGAGGGCAGCUCCAGGUGCCGGACUCGCCGUUGCCCGCCCUGGCCCGUUCCAUCCCGUCCCGUUCCUCCGAGCAACCCCGCUCCGCGUCCCCCCGGACAGGUGGCGUGAGCCGUCGGGGCCGCGCAGAGCAGGCGGAGGCACAAGUUGCGCGCUCGCGGGCGACUACGCGCGUCCUCGGGCGGGAGGAGCGGCGGCGCCUCUGCCGUGCGCAGCGCCACUUUGCUCCUCGCCGGCUUUGCUCCGCCGCCCCGAAGGCUCCGGCCGUCCUUCUGCCGCAGCGCUCCCCGCUACUGAGAGGCCUCGUCCUGGCGGAGCUGCCGGCCUCGACGUCGGGGCCGCCCUUGCCGAGCGGGACGUGAGCCCUACCGGCGUGGACGCGGCGAACGAGCCGUUUCAGUGCGACCCCUCGGGAUCUGGGGGAGAGGCUGGCCGGCACCCGCGGAGAGGUCCCUGCCGGUGCCGUCACCGCUCUGCGGGGAGCCCGGCCGGGCAGGCGGCCUCCCUGACUCGACGGGAGCGCCGCGACGGCGGGGUGGCAAAGUACGCGGCCCUGCGUAUCCCGCACCCCGCUCCUGGGGGCCGCUGCAUCCUGCCAGCUGCCGGUGCGCUGCCCGCGGUUCCUCGCUGCGGGGCGGGGGAAGGCUCCGCAGGAGGCGGCGGGCGCCGGGCUCGCGCCGAAGUCUCCGCUCGAGACAGGGUGCGGGGCCCCCUCGGGUCUCAGACAGCGCGCACGGCCGUGUCCUGUCUCUCUUCCUGGGGGUUCAGUCCCAAACUGUGCUAAAGCGCUUGCUGUUCUCCCGGUGAGGUUGUGUAGAAAUGCGUGGCGUUUUCCGAGACGUUUCUUCGUGUCGCUGCACAGCACUGUUCCCAAGGCCCGGUGAGCAAACGUUUCCGGAGCGACUGCGCUCUCGUAGUGUAGCUGGCAGCUGCGGGGCCGCCCCGACGUACGUUGGUACCGCCGUGCGCACGCCGUGUGCUGCCGCUUGCGUCCCCUGCAGAGAGAUACCUCUCCAGAAGAGGUUUCUCCGUUCUUGAUUUUUUUUUUUUUUUUUUUUUUUUUUUUUGCUCCUCGUGGUGCUGCCCACACGAGUUAAGCGGCUCGAAAAAGGAAACUGUGACUCACGUGAAGGAAUUAUUGGAAAUGUAAAUGUACCUAAACUCUACCAAAGAGCCAUAUUAGCUUUGCCAUCUUGGUCUGAAGAAAAAAAAUUAAAAUGGUUCUGUGGGAACUGCUGUUGUUUUGCCUUCUUGUAUAUUUAAAAAUACAGAUCUAUAACUAUGAAAACAUUACAUAAGACUAUUUCUGUAAUUCAUAUGUAAUAAA